This is a messenger RNA of Racocetra persica, 200 nucleotides long. NCBI's taxonomy places the organism in Eukaryota, Fungi, Glomeromycota, Glomeromycetes, Diversisporales, Gigasporaceae. The record is from the annotation of a GenBank genome assembly.
AUCUUUUAGCACGUAUCAAGAGUGGUAGAAAAAUUCAAGUGCAAGUUGAGUCUAUAAAACGAAGGAAACUGAAUAUGAAACGGGUACAUUCUGAAAGUAAUGAAAAUGAUAUUCAAAAUAUUCCCAAACGUAAGGCAAGAAUGAUGAGCAAAAAGGAACAUAAUUUGCAAAAAAAUGUUUUAAACAAUUCAUUAAAUUAA